AUGUCACACGGAGUGCCGAUGACUGUCCGACAGGAGGAGGUGGCUGGAGGGACGCUGAGGCAGCAAGAGGAGGCCAUGGCUGCUCUCAAGAAGGAGGUUGACGAAAUGGGACGCGUGAUGGCGAAAUUCGCAGACGCGAACGGUGCACAGGCGAAGGUCGCAAAAGCGGAAGGCGCAGAGCCGACGGGCGCAAAUGCGAAGGUCGCAGCGGCGAAAGGGGCGUUGGAGACGGGGAGCAACGGGGAGCCAGCAAACGGAAAGGACGGGGCGGGGAGCGCCGGAAAGGCAGGAGAUGGCGACCUCCCGGAGACUCUUGAUGGGAAAGAAAUUAUCGCGAUAGUGGAGAACUUUAUAACGGAGCACGUAGCUGGAUUAAGGGGUGAGCUUGCGUCCCAGGCGGAGGGCUUGCAGCAGCAGUUGGACGCGGUGCGGAGCGAGGCGGCGGACGCGGCGGGCGUGAAGGCGGAGAUUGCGCGGGUGCGGGCUGCGGCGGAACGGCAGACGGCGGAGGUGGCGUACGUUCGCGCGAUGGCGUCGCACACUGAGGAGCGAACGAACAAUUUGGAGGUGGCGGUGGCGGAGGGGAAGAACGCGCAGAAGAAGGUGCGCGCGGAGGAGCGCAGCCAGCCCGAGGGAGGCGCGGGGGCGCAAGCAGGAGCGGAGAUGCCCGAGGGGAAGAGGCGGAAGCUGGAUGAAGCAGGGAAGGCGGAGGGGGUGACGUCUGCUGCUGCGGGCGGUCGCGCACUUAUUGCCAAUUGCGGUGCUUCAGAUGGAAGGCAGGAGGGAGAAAUUAAGGCGUUUCUUCUGGGACUGCAGAAGACAGUAGAUGGUUUGCUGCGCAGAGUCGCUAAGGCGGAGGACGGUAAUCGCGACAGAGUAAGGUUAUGGGAGCUUGGCAAGAGCCAAGCGUGA
Molecule: messenger RNA, 912 nt
Organism: Closterium sp. Yama58-4
Lineage: Eukaryota; Viridiplantae; Streptophyta; Zygnematophyceae; Desmidiales; Closteriaceae
Source: the annotation of a GenBank genome assembly